GUUUUCCUACCCUACUAAACCGGCCUAAGCUAUAUUUUGAACCCUCAAAUUAUGGACAAUUCUCGGGUCAACCCAAUCGUUAGUUUUCCCCGAUUUAAAAUCGUAACCGGUCAUCCUUCGACUCUCUCUAUCUCUAUAUAAUUAAAGAGAAAAAAACCCAAUCUGCAAACCCUAACUCGGUUGGUUUCUCCCAUUUUUCGACCGUGGACGAACAAGUAAGUUUUAAAUUUUACGGCCUUAGAUUAUUCAUCCUUGUCGUUAUAAGUAAUUAUAUAUGGGAUUUUAAUAUUGUGGCGGUCGUUUAUAUAGAUUGUAGUGAAGGGUGAUGAGUUCUAAUUUGGAACCAGUGCCAGUUACUUCACAAAAACAUGACCCGGCAUGGAAGCAUUGUGAAAUGUUUAAGAAUGGGGAGAGGGUACAGUUGAAGUGUAUAUAUUGUUGCAAAAUAUUUAAGGGUGGUGGAAUUCAUAGGAUUAAAGAACAUCUUGCGGGUCAAAAAGGUAAUGCAUCUACUUGUUUGAGAGUUCAGCCCGAUGUUCGCCUUCUAAUGCAAGAGAGCUUAAAUGGUGUUGUAAUGAAGAAGAGAAAAAAACAGAAACUUGCUGAGGAAAUAACAACUUAUAAUACUGCCACUAGUGACAUUGCUGCAUUCACUGAUAGUUGUGGCCUAAAUACCGAAGUUGACUUGCUUCCAAUGCCAGAAGCUAUUGAACAAACCUCUAAUUUGUUUUUGAAUCGGGAUGAAGGAGGUAAUAAUAUAGGUGGUAGGAAGAAAAAAAGUAGGAUUAGAAAAGCAUCUUCCUCAAAUAAUAAUGCUAUGGUUCUAGCAAUUAACCAGUCCAAAAGAGUGAACAAUCAUGUGCAUAUGGCAGUAGCCCGAUUCCUUUUAGAUGCCAGGGUGCCUCUUGAUGCUGUAAAUUCUGUUUAUUUCCAACCGAUGAUUGAUGUGAUCGCUUCCCAAGGACCAGAAGUUGCGGGCCCUUCUUACCAUGACCUCAGAAGCUGGGUUCUAAAAGCUUCAGUUCAGGAAGUGAGGAAUGACAUUGAUCAAUGCUCAAGCACCUGGGCAAGGAGUGGUUGUUCUGUUUUGGUUGAUGAGUGGAUUACAGGAAAGGGUAAAACACUGAUAAACUUUUUGAUCUACUGCCCCGAAGGGACAAUGUUUUUGAGGUCUGUGGAUGCAUCUAGCCUAAUUAAUUCCAUGGAUUCUCUAUAUGAGUUGCUUAAGGAGGUAGUGGAGGAAGUUGGGGUGAGAAAUGUGUUGCAAGUAGUAACUGGUAAUGAGGAACGAUACAUUAUUGCUGGGAAAAGGCUCACUGAUGCUUACCCUACACUCUUUUGGACUCCUUGUGCUGCUCACUCCAUUGACUUGAUGCUCGAGGACUUUAAAAAACUUGAGUGGAUUGAUACAAUAAUGGAACAAGCCAAGUCAAUAUCUAGAUUCAUCUACAAUAAUAACAUUCUCUUGAGUAUGAUGAGAAAGUUUACCUUGGGAGUUGACUUAGUUGAUUUGGGAGUUACAUGCUCUGCAACUGACUUUUUGACACUAAAAAGAAUGUUAAAUAUCAAACACAAUUUGCAAUCAAUGGUUACUUCAGUAGAGUGGAUGGAGAGCCCAUAUUCAAAGAAACCAGAGGGGUUUGCCCUGCUAGAUUAUAUUAGUAACCAGUCCUUUUGGUCUACUUGCAGCUUGAUUAGCCGCUUGACAGAUCCCAUCUUGAGGCUUUUAAGGAUAGUCUGUAGUGAGGAGAGGCCUGCAAUGGCGUAUGUUUAUGCAGGGGUCUAUCGAGCAAAAGAAGCAAUUAAGAAAGAGCUUGUCAAUAAGAAGGAUUACUCAGUUUAUUGGAAUAUUAUUGAUCACAGGUGGGAAUCACUUCAGCAUCAUCCUCUUCAUGCUGCAGGGUUUUACCUCAAUCCCAAGUUUUUCUAUACUACUGAGGAAGAUGUGCACCUCCAUAUCAGAUCACUUGUAUAUGAUUGUAUAGAGAAAUUGGUUCCUGAUCCUAAAAUCCAAGACAAAAUUGUGAAAGAAACUACUUCUUACCACAACAGUGCUGGAGAUUUUGGGAGGAAAAUGGCAGUAAGAGCCAGAGACACUCUUUUUCCUGCUGAGUGGUGGUCAAUAUAUGGUGGAGGGUGCCCAAGUUUGGCUCGCUUGGCCAUCCGUAUUCUCAGUCAAACAUCAAGUUUGAUCAGGUCCAAGCCAGGUCGAAUUCCUUUAGAAGAGAUGCAUGAAACAAAAAAUUGCAUUGAACAUCAAAGACUUAAUGAUCUUGCUUUUGUUCAGUACAACCUGUGGCUUAGGCAAAGCACUAGGAAGAACAUGGAGCCGGAUUGUAUGGACUCAAUUUCCUAUGACAAAAUGGAAUGUGUCCAUAAUUGGGUGUCCAGGAGGGAACGAAUCUCGGAGGACAUGGAAAGUUCAGACUGGAUGACUGUUGACCCUCCUUUGGGAAGCCUAGCUCCCUUAGGUCCAUUUAUUGAUGAUAUUGAAGCCUUAGGUGCAGGUUUUGAUGAUUUUGAAAUUUUUGGUGGGCCAAAAGAUAAUGAAGAAGAGAUUGGAGAGGAAAACAAUGUAAAUGAGUAAAUUUUUUGCUAUAGAAGAUUUUUUGUUCUGUUGGAAGGAAAUGGGAAGAUUACGCUGAGUCCCACGUGGAAGCUACCUUGACUUUAGUUUUAAGCCAUAACAAAUUGCAGUGAGCAAUAUUGAGGAUUUGGUGCCGAUGCUCAGCGUCCAUGUGCUAUUCCUCUACACCAAAUUGGUUUCUUCGUGACUUCCCUUUACUCCCCGAAGUGAUCUCAUGUAGCAUAUGCCAUAGACAUUAGUAAUAUUUUUUAAAAAUGGAAGACCGUUGCCUGUUGGAGAGACCUUGUUUGUUGAAUGGCAUGACCAAUUGAGGGUCUGGGAUCUUUCAGAUAAGUGAUUGGUGUCAAAGUGCAGAGAAACUGGUAUAAGAUAAAAGAAAAUGUUUGGUGGGAGAAAUCUAUUUUUUGAACCUGCUUAUGUUAUUCUCUAGUUUCCUCCUGUAUCUUGGUGAAGUUCCAGCGUAUACAAGUGGAAUCUUUUCUUGCAUUUUGAGAGUUUGCAAACUGAGCCAGAAUGUUAUUCCUGCUUUUCCAAGGACCAAUUGAAUUUACCGGUAUCUUAUGUUCAUAAUUGUGAAUAUCAA
Molecule: messenger RNA, 3170 nt
Organism: Solanum dulcamara
Lineage: Eukaryota; Viridiplantae; Streptophyta; Magnoliopsida; Solanales; Solanaceae
Exons: 4
Coding region: 326-2587 (753 amino acids)
Molecular function (GO): protein dimerization activity; DNA binding
Source: RefSeq, a predicted model, not a curated record